AUGCUCAGUGGAGCAUUGGCUAUCAACCUUGCCAUUCAGCCCAUGCCUAGAGAUUUGUCCUCUCCAUCUCAACAGCGUGUGGCUUUCCUCGGUGAUACUGGGGUCACUGUCUCUUGGAAUACUUACCAGCAAUUGAGUAACCCUACGGUUAAAUAUGGAUUAUCUCCAAGUGACUUGACCGAGACCGCUGACUCUUCGAGCUCAACUACUUACUUGACUUCUACCACAUGGAACAAUCAUGUGCAAAUUACUGGUCUCGAAUCUGGAACCACUUACUACUACCAGGUGGAAAACGAUAGUGAAGUAUACUCGUUCUCCACUGCUAAAGCUCCGGGAACCAAUGAAGAAUUCUCGUUCGCUGUGGUUGUUGACUUAGGUACCAUGGGUGACUUGGGAUUGAGUGACCAUGGACCGGAGGAUGGUCUCUUGGCCGUUGGUGAACAAAAUACAAUGCAAUCAUUGCAAGAUUUGCUUGAUGAAUAUGAAUUUGUUUUACACCCAGGUGAUAUCGCAUAUGCCGACUACUGGUUAAAGGAAGAGUAUCAAGGCUACUUGGGUAACAUUACUCUUUCUACCGGUUAUCAAGUUUAUGAACAAAUCUUGAAUGCGUUUUAUGAUGGUAUGAGACCAGUUACAGCAAACAAGCCUUACAUGGUCGGACCUGGUAACCAUGAAGCUGAUUGUGAUAAUGGUGGGUACAAAUCGUAUACCAAUAGUAUUUGCCCUCCUGGUCAAACUAACUUCACCGGUUUCAAGAACCAUUGGAACAUGCCUGGUGAUUUGUCAGGUGGUGCAGGAAACAUGUGGUAUUCUUUUGAUUAUGGUUUGGUCCAUUAUGUUCUGUAUGAUACUGAGACUGACUUCCCAAACGGUGUUUUAGGACCUGAGUCUGUUGCUCCUAACGGUAACGUUGGGUCUUAUGAAAAUGAACAAUUAGAUUGGUUGAUCAAUGAUUUGAAAAACGUAGAUAGAACAAAGACCCCUUGGGUCAUUGCUCAGGGCCAUAGACCUUGGUAUGUUGCAGGUGAAGCCUGUACCACAUGUCAAACUGCUUUCGAAUCUACCUUGAACGACUACGGUGUGGACAUUGUGCUUGCAGGGCAUGUUCACAACUAUGAAAGAAUUGGGCCAAUUGGGACCGGAGGUGUUAUUGAUCCCAAUGGAUUAAACAACCCAUCUUCUCCAUUGUAUAUUUUGAAUGGUAUUGCUGGUCAUUAUGAUGGUAUUGAUGACUUGGUGACUCCAUUACCAGAUUAUGUUAAUUUCGCUCAGGAUACAGCUUAUGGGUGGUCUAAGUUCACGGUUCACAAUUGUACCCACAUCACCCACGAAUUUAUUGCUUCCAAUAACAACACAGUUUUGGAUAGGGCCACUUUGUACAAGGCAAAUUCCUGUCCUGCUGAAAACAAUACUACUAGUUCUUCAUCUAUCGUCUCACUGUCGACAAGUGCUUCUUCUUCAUCCAGUGCUUCAGGAUCGGCAUCGCUUUCAUCGGGUUAUAAUUCUACUUCUGCAGCACCACAAACUUCCUCAGUGGCAAGCGAAUUGAGCUCUGCAGUCGCUGAAACUUCAACUAUUACAGCAGCACACACUACAGUCGUUACGAUCACCUCUUGCUCAGACAACAAAUGCAGUGAAGUACUUUUCACAUCCACCUUCCCAACUUCUGCAGAUGAUUAUACUGAAACUGAAACUAAUUCUCACACUACCGUUAUCACCAUUACAUCCUGUGAGGACAACAAGUGCACUGAGAUUCUUUCUACCUCAACUUUGGCUGGUCAAUCUGAGAGCACUGAGGUUUCCUCUACUUCAACCUUAGCUGGUGAAUCUGAGGGUACUGAUACCGUGACAGAAAAUGUUGUGUCUACAUCAGAAGCUGAAGUGAUAUCAUCAUCAGAAACACCAGUUACACCGCUCUCUAGUUCUAUUCUCUCUGAUAGUUCUAGUUCGGCUGCUGCCACUACCCAUGCAGUUACUACGGCUGUUAACUCAGGUAGCAGGCUUUCCGCCCGAAAUGUUGUGGUUGCAGCUUUUGCUCUCUUUGCUAUUUAG
Dujonia railenensis is the source of this 2052-nucleotide messenger RNA. NCBI's taxonomy places the organism in Eukaryota, Fungi, Ascomycota, Pichiomycetes, Serinales, Debaryomycetaceae. The record is from the annotation of a GenBank genome assembly.